This is a messenger RNA of Anneissia japonica, 2349 nucleotides long. Its product is annotated as microsomal glutathione S-transferase 3-like. The record is from RefSeq and is a predicted model, not a curated record. Gene Ontology annotation, cellular component: nuclear envelope; endoplasmic reticulum; membrane. The transcript has 6 exons. The coding region runs from base 6 to 611 and encodes 201 amino acids. Gene Ontology annotation, molecular function: glutathione transferase activity; glutathione peroxidase activity. NCBI's taxonomy places the organism in Eukaryota, Metazoa, Echinodermata, Crinoidea, Comatulida, Comatulidae.
CACAUAUGCUCGCGACAGCAGCUGACGUCUGCAGAAAGUCUAUACCUGGGGAUUUCAUAUCCGCCGCCGAGAUAGAGCUGAGAGUCGAUGAUCCCCUCGGCGCCCCGGCACGCGAGUCUAGUUUACCGGUACACAAGCUACUCUUCUUUUCUUUAAAAAAGUCAGGAUUUGCCAAGAUGCCUUCCGUAUUAUCAACGCUACCAAAAGAAUAUGGAUAUGUUAUAGCAACUGGAACAAUUAGUUAUUUCAUGCUGCAGUACAUGGUCUUGAAAGUAGUUAUGGCAAGAAAAAAGUACAAAAUCAAAUACCCCAUCAUGUACAGUGAAGAUCAACCUGUAUUCAACUGUGUGCAAAGAGUACACGCAAAUACAUUGGAAAGUUAUCCAUCAUUCUUAUUCUUUCUUCUGACUAGUGGUCUUCGUUACCCACGAGCUGCUACCGGCUGCGGAAUGCUAUGGAUUCUUAGCCGUUUCCUGUAUUCAAUUGGAUACUCUACUGGAAAUCCAGAGAAACGUCACUAUGGAGCCUUUGGAUUCUUUCCAUUCGCUGGUCUUGUGGGCAUGACAAUUAAGAUGACAGGAGGACAUCUUGGCUGGUGGUCCUGUUGUUAGAAUCACCAUGUGGUUGAUUAUGUAUUUAGAUGGUUGAUGGUGUAUUUAGAUGUAUGACGGUCAAUUUGAAUGGCUGAUGGGUCAUUCUGACUGGAUAUGAAUUCAUUGAAUGAAUGGUAGUAUUAGUGCAAAUAGAUUACUAGGCACUUUGAUUGCUAUUGGAAUCUAUUAAUGUCUAUGUGGCCAUUUUGUUGGCAUUCAGUCCAGCUAAGUGGUUUGAAAUUCACCGUAUAUAGAGACUCAGAAAGAGGGGCAAAUAAUCAUUAAUGCUUUGGCGUUAAGAUUAAGGUAAAUCAAGGUACAGGUAAAUCAAUUCAUCUAUAUAGUUCUAGGUAGUUCUCAGGACAUCUAAUUGGUUCCUAGUCCAUCUCAGUGGUUCCCAGAGUCAAUUUAAAUAAUUCCCAGUUCAAUCAAAGUAGUUCCCAGUCCAUCUUGCUGGUUUCCAGUCACUCUGCUGGUUCCCAGUCCAUCUUAUUAGUUAUCAGUCCAUCCUGUUGGUUCCCAGUCUAUUCAUUGAUCCAUUCAGAUAACCAGUGGUAUAUGUUAUAUAGCUGGCAGCCCUUUUGUUCAUAUAAAAAUGAUGUCCAUCUAAAUACGCUUCAGAUCAUUUGGAUAUGCUAGUCGACCAUUACAAGCAGGGAUAGAUAAGGAUUGAAUUUAAUUUUCAUAUAAUUAUUACAACUAUAAGCAGAUUGCAUGGUUCUAUGUUUGUAUUUGAAUUUGUUCUAUGAACUCAAAGUAAACAGAAAUAUUUGUAAUUUUAGAAUAGGCAUUGUCCAAAAAUUUUGAUGAAUCAUCAAUCAUGUGAUAGAUGAUUACAUAAAGCUCUGUCUUCAUUAUCAAGUUUAAUGUAAGAAAUGUGUGUGAAUUGCCCAUAUAUGGGCAUGAUGAUGUCAUAUCACAUCCAUAUAUGGGCAUUAUGAUGUCAUAUCCAUAUAUGGGAAUGAUGAUGUCAUGUCAUAUCCAUAUAUGGCAUGGUGAUGUCAUAUCACAUCCAUAUAUGGCCAUGAUGAUGUCAUAUUGUAUCCAUAUAUGGGUAUGAUGUCAUCACAUCAAUAUACUGUAUGGCCAUGAUGUUAUAUCGCAUCCAUAUAUAGCCAUGAUGAUGUCAUAUCACAUUCAUAUAAAGCCAUGAUGAUGUAAUAUCCCAUCUAUAUAUGGGCAUGAUGUCAUAUAUCCAUUCAUGGGAAUCAAAUCACUAGCAUUUGUUACAUCACAUCUGACAGUAAGGAUAGAUCUACAGUAUUAACAAUUAAUUUUAUAGAUUUGUGCAAAUUUCUUCCAAAAUGUUUAAAUUCUCCACUCCUAUAGGUAAAGUUCUGUCCACUCUAUCAAAUAUCUGUGAUUUCUCCACGAAUGAAAUAUUAUAAUUUAAUAUCAUUUAACAUCAGGUUAUCAGUACUGCUGGUUAUUAAUUAUCUUCUCAUAUGAAUUUAUACUUUGCAAAAAACCAGGAGAUAGUGUGAUCAAUAUUUUGGUUUUAGAUUUACAGUAAAUGUUAUAUCAGUUGCUAUGGAGAAGGAAUUACACAUUAAUUCUAGUAGUCUUAAUUAUAUCUAUAUAUUUGUUUUCAUAAGAUUAAGUAAAUUGAAAUAUUUGUUUAUUAGUUGGUAAAACAUUUUGUGUUAAUUUUUAAUUGGUAGUGAUUGCAAAUAGAUUAUUGCCCUGUAAUUAUAUUGUAUAUAGAUUAAGAUUCAUGAAUGCAGAUUUCUGUGUCAAUAAAGUAAAGCAAUACAGA